AUGGCCUCCUCGGACUCUCCUAAGAAUAUAGUAGUAAUCGGCGGCGGCAUCAUCGGCAGCACAUCCGCCUACUUCCUCUCGCACCACCCGUCCUUCGACCGCAACCGUGACAGCAUCACCCUCCUCGAGUCCACCAAGAUCGCCGGCGGCGCAUCGGGCAAAGCAGGCGGUCUGCUCGCGCUAUGGGCGUAUCCCUCCAGCAUCGUGCCUCUAAGUUACAGGCUUCACAAAGAGCUGGCAGACAAGCAUGGAGGUGCUCAACGCUGGGGCUAUAGGGGUGUUAAUUGCGGCCAGAUUGAGAUGAAGGGCCGCUCGGUAGACCCGAAGGCCAUGGACGGCAAGAACAGCAACGGCGAGAUCGAAGCAGCGAAAGCGCCGCUUGGCGGUACCGGCAAAGAAGCCGACACUCGGGUCUCGCUCAAGAAACGUACCAAGGAAGCCUUGGGCCUUCUUAGAAGGGCUGGCGUGCCCGAAGACCUCGAUUGGGUCAUACCUGAGAACAUCAGGGCAUAUGAAGAGAUGGGCGACCCCAGCACCACGGCGCAAGUCCACCCCUACCAAUUCACCACGUCCAUGGCCUCCCUAGCCGAAGAAGCCGGCGUCAAGAUAGUUUACGGCUCCGCCACCAGCAUUGACAAAUCUGCAGACGGAUCAGCCGUCAAAUCCGUAACCUACAGUCCCAAAGCCCCGGACACACCCAACGACUCUAACGCAACCGCCGAUCCCUCGUCCGGCGAGACGAAGGUCCUACCCGCCACGCAUGUCGUACUGUCCGCCGGCCCCUGGACCCCCACCAUCCUCCCCGGCGCCCCCAUAUCCGCCCUCCGCGCACACAGCGUAACCAUCAAAGCGGACGUCUCGCCCUACUGCCUCUUCACAUCCAUAACCCUUCCUGCUUCGACAGGUAAAACCGGCGAAAGCAGGCGCAAACAGCGUCAGUCCACCCAGACCGUGACGCCGGAGAUAUAUGCGCGGCCGAACAAUGAGAUCUACGCCUGCGGCGAAGGCGACCACCUAAUCCCGCUUCCCAAAUCGACGGACCUGGUCCAAGUCGACGAGAGCAGGUGUCAGGAUAUCGUGGAGUACGUCUCUGCCAUCUCGGACGAGCUGCGAGAUGGCGAGGUCACGGCGAGGCAGGCGUGUUAUUUGCCGAAUGUGAGUCGAGGAUCUAGUGGGCCGAUUAUUGGCGAGACGAGUGUGAAGGGGCUGUUACUCGCUACGGGACAUACUUGCUGGGGGAUUCAGAAUGGGCCGGGGACAGGGAAGCUGGUGUCGGAGAUUGUGUGGGACGGUAAGGCGAGGAGCGCGGCUAUAGGGGCGUUGGAUCCGAAGAGAUGGGGGCUGUAG
Coniosporium apollinis CBS 100218 is the source of this 1347-nucleotide messenger RNA. RefSeq lists its product as uncharacterized. The transcript has a single exon. Gene Ontology annotation, cellular component: cytoplasm; late endosome. Gene Ontology annotation, molecular function: oxidoreductase activity. The record is from RefSeq and is a predicted model, not a curated record. Bases 1 to 1347 code for a protein of 448 amino acids. Gene Ontology annotation, biological process: retrograde transport, endosome to Golgi. NCBI's taxonomy places the organism in Eukaryota, Fungi, Ascomycota, Dothideomycetes.